AUGCCGUAUAACCUGUCCGGCGCGCAAGCCCUGACUUUAAUCAAGAGGUUCGCGGUCGGCCUGGACAACCUCGGCGUCGGGCAGGGUCGAGCCGUGAUGAUUGUAACGCCCAAUCAUCUCUAUGUACCGGUUGUAUACCUCGCCGCAGCUGGCUCGAGCCGGUGCUUUACGGGCGCGAACCCGGCGUUUACAGAGGCAGAGAUCGCCUACCAGAUGAAGAUGGUUGACGCCGCGGUCGUCUUGGUUCACCCGAGCGCGUUGCCGACCGCGACCGCCGCCGCCAAGAUGGCGGGCCUUCCCCUCGAGCGGCUGUACCUCUUUGCGGGCCAGCCGUGCAAGCCUAUCAAUGGUGUGCCGGACUGGACGACGCUGCUCGCGAGCGAAGAAGCUUCGCGAGACUGGAGGUGGGAUCCGCUCACGGGAGACAAGUCUCUCUCGGCGGUAGCCGUCAUCAACUUCUCCAGUGGCACCACAGGCCUGUCCAAAGGCGUGUGCAUUACCCAUAGCAACCUGGUCGCGAACGCGACGCAGGCAACGGCUCUCCGCUUCGCGCCAGGCACGUCGUCGGAAACGAUUCAGAAGCAAGAACGCUGGAUCAACUUUUUGCCCCUAUACCAUGCCUACUCGCAGCUGUGGAUGGUGAGCAUCGCGCUCAAGCAACGCAUCCCGGUGUACAUCAUGGAAAAAUUUCAGUUCGUGCCAUAUCUGGCCUACAUCCAGAGAUACCGCAUUACCUCGUUACUCACCGUGCCACCCGUCAUCCUUAUGCUUGCCAAGAGGCCGGAGACAGCAAAGUACGAUCUCAGCAGCGUAACGUACGUCGCUUGCGGUGCUGCGCCUCUCUCGAAGGAGCUCCAAAACGACGUCGGCCGCAGGUUUAACCUCUCCAUUGUGCAGGCGUGGGGGAUGAGCGAGACAACGUGCAUAGGGGCCAUGGUGCCGUCUUGGGUAACUGAUGACACGGGAAGCGUCGGGCACCUACUACCGAACACCGAGGCGAAAUUAAUUGACGAGGACGGCGAGGAAGUUACCGAGCGCGGAAAGCCCGGCGAGCUUCUUCUGAGAGGACCCCAAAUCAUGUUAGGGUACUGGAAGAACGAGGCGGCGACGAGGGACAGCAAGACGACUGAUGGAUGGCUGCACACAGGUGAUGUCGCCGUGGAAAAGAACGACAUGUUUACCAUCGUGGAUCGGAGAAAGGAGCUCAUCAAGGUCAAUGGCCUUCAGGUCGCCCCUGCGGAGCUGGAAGCCGCUCUGCUCGAACUCGACGACGUAGCCGACGCUGCCGUCGUCGGCAUCGUGCUCCACGGGGACGAGAUGCCCCGCGCGUACGUCGUGCUGCAACCGGUGGCCAAGCACAAGAGGCUGGCUGGCGGAAUCAAGUUUAUUGAUGAGGUGCCCAAGCUGGCGAGCGGCAAGAUUGUGCGGAAGCUGGUGAAGCAGUGGGCGCGGGACGAGGAAAGGAGGUGGAGAAGACAAUAA
Molecule: messenger RNA, 1482 nt
Organism: Parascedosporium putredinis
Lineage: Eukaryota; Fungi; Ascomycota; Sordariomycetes; Microascales; Microascaceae
Source: the annotation of a GenBank genome assembly